Messenger RNA from Anolis carolinensis (green anole), 14800 nucleotides. RefSeq names its product RAR related orphan receptor A (gene rora). Gene Ontology annotation, biological process: negative regulation of inflammatory response; regulation of transcription by RNA polymerase II. Gene Ontology annotation, cellular component: nucleus. Gene Ontology annotation, molecular function: oxysterol binding; zinc ion binding; RNA polymerase II cis-regulatory region sequence-specific DNA binding. The transcript is spliced from 11 exons. Lineage: Eukaryota; Metazoa; Chordata; Lepidosauria; Squamata; Anolidae. The record is from RefSeq and is a predicted model, not a curated record. Bases 305 to 1999 code for a protein of 564 amino acids.
AAGGCGCGGAGCGGCGUCAAAGCUCUCGCUAGCGCUGCUUGUGGCCACACAGCCCCUCUCUCUCUCUCUCUCUCGCCCGCUUUGCCUGCUUCUCAUCCGGAGCUGCUGCCGAGAGAGACCGAGGAAGGAGGCGCCGAAAGAAGCGAGGAAGGAGAAGGAAGGAAGGAGGAAAGGAAGGAAGGAAGGAAGGAAGGAAGGGGUCUCCUGCCGCCCUGGACCGAGGCAGGGCCAACCAGGCAGGAGGAGGAGGAGGAGGAGGAGGAGGAAGGAGGGCGCAGGAGGAGGAGGAGGAGGAGGCAGGAAGAUGGAGUCGGCGCCGGGGAGCCCCGCCGAGAGGGCGAGCGAAGCCGACGAAGCCGCUCUGGGCCCCACGGAGCCGGCGGGGAACGCCACGGAGCCGGUGAAAGACGGAGGCGAGCGAGGAGAGCGAGGAGGGGGAGAAGGGAGCCCCUCGGAGCAGCCCCCGCCCCAGCAGCAGCCCCCGCCUCCGCCGCCCCCCGCCAACCGCCGCCAGAGCUAUGCCUCCUCCUCCUCGUCCUCCUCGUCCUCCUCCAACGGCAGCAGCAGCACCACCGCCAGAGCAGAACGGGCAGGUAUUUCUGUCACAAAGAAGACUCACACAUCUCAAAUUGAAAUUAUUCCAUGCAAGAUCUGUGGAGACAAAUCAUCAGGAAUCCAUUACGGUGUCAUUACCUGCGAGGGAUGCAAGGGUUUCUUUAGGAGGAGUCAGCAAAGCAACGCCACAUACUCCUGCCCCCGUCAGAAAAACUGUUUAAUCGACCGGACAAGUAGAAAUCGUUGCCAACAUUGUCGGUUACAGAAAUGCCUUGCUGUGGGGAUGUCUCGAGAUGCUGUAAAGUUCGGCCGAAUGUCAAAAAAGCAGAGGGACAGCUUGUACGCAGAAGUGCAGAAGCACCGGCUACAGCAGCAACAGCGCGAUCACCAACAACAGCCCGGAGAGGCAGAGCCCUUGACGCCCACCUACAGCAUCACCACCAACGGGCUCACAGAACUUCACGAUGACCUCAGUAAUUACAUUGAUGGGCAUACCCCUGAAGGUAGCAAAGCAGACUCUGCCGUUAGCAGUUUCUACUUAGACAUACAGCCUUCUCCAGACCAGUCGGGGCUUGAUAUUAAUGGAAUCAAACCAGAACCAAUAUGUGACUACACACCUGCAUCGGGCUUCUUUCCGUAUUGCUCUUUUACAAAUGGAGAGACUUCUCCUACUGUGUCCAUGGCAGAAUUAGAACAUCUUGCACAGAACAUUUCUAAAUCACACAUGGAAACCUGCCAGUACUUGAGGGAGGAGCUACAGCAGAUAACAUGGCAAACUUUUCUACAGGAAGAAAUUGAGAACUACCAGAGCAAGCAGAGGGAAGUUAUGUGGCAAUUAUGUGCAGUGAAAAUAACAGAAGCGAUACAGUAUGUUGUGGAGUUUGCCAAACGCAUUGAUGGCUUUAUGGAAUUGUGUCAAAAUGAUCAAAUUGUGCUUUUAAAAGCAGGGUCUUUAGAGGUUGUAUUUAUCAGAAUGUGCCGUGCCUUUGACUCCCAAAACAACACAGUGUACUUUGAUGGCAAAUAUGCUAGCCCUGAUGUAUUCAAGUCAUUAGGUUGUGAAGAUUUCAUUAGUUUUGUUUUUGAAUUUGGAAAGAGUUUAUGUUCUAUGCACCUUACCGAAGAUGAGAUCGCAUUAUUUUCAGCUUUUGUUUUACUAUCUGCAGACCGAUCAUGGCUUCAGGAAAAGGUAAAAAUAGAAAAGCUGCAACAGAAGAUUCAGUUAGCACUUCAGCAUGUGUUGCAGAAGAACCACCGAGAAGAUGGAAUCUUAACAAAGCUAAUAUGCAAAGUGUCUACAUUAAGAGCACUGUGUGGACGACAUACAGAAAAGCUUAUGGCAUUUAGAGCAAUAUACCCAGACAUUGUGCGACUUCAUUUUCCUCCAUUGUACAAGGAGUUAUUUACUUCAGAAUUUGAGCCAGCAAUGCAGAUGGAUGGGUAAAGGUAUUACCUAAGCACUUCUAGAAUGUCUGAAGUAGAAACUUUAAAAAAUGGAAAAAAGGAAAACAAAAACAAAAGAAACCAAGACACUUUAUAUGGCCCUGCAUAGACCUAGGGAGCCAACACACUGCACAUCUUCUGGUGAUCGGAGUCAGGCAAAACGAAUGGGAAAACGAAACAAGAGUUGGACUUGUUUUCUCAUGCAUACGAUUUCCACGAUGCCUACCGAUACGGACCCUUUUAUUUGUCUUGACUUCUCAGUCUUUGACCUCUGUUUACACAGAAUGAGGGUACUAAAAUCAGGAGGUUUCCUUUUCCUUGUAACUCACUGCCCACAGACUUUCCUAGAGCAAUGUUUUGUUAGUCAGAAAGAACAGAAUCUCCAGCUAGAAACCAGCAACUGGUGUGCAUUGCAGAGGCUUCAGCAUCAGUUUUGCACAACUUGCUCAUUGUUUCAUGAAGGACGAUUUCUUUUCACCCUACCGUUGAUUGCCAGAAGGCGGAAUGGCAUGAAAAGGUUCCAUAGCAAUAGCAACAAUAGCAUUAUAAUCUAUUACAGGGUAAAUGGGCAUGAAGUCUAUAUAUAGCAAAAGAGAUAUUGUUUAUAUAUUUGUUUUAAUUAAUAUAAAAAAACCGUAGUUACUGGUAUAGCUUUUAUUGUUGAAUUGAUAAGGCACUUUCAUUUUGCACCUUUUUUUUCCUUUUAAAUUAUAUGCUAGCGUGUUCAUUGUCGUGCUGCAUGUGCACCAGAAAUUCAAGUUUAACUGAGGGAGGUUUGGAAGGUAUGGGGACACUGCAAGGUGUUGAUGCUGCUGUUUUCCACAUUUACUUUGAAAGAGAGGCUGGUCAUAUCCUGAAACACCUUCGGCGAUUUCGCGUGAUAGGGCAGGGAAGGAAUAGGAAGACACAAUGCUAAACGUUUAGUUUUGUGUUUUAAAUAGACAGUCUUGUUGUAGAGAGGACAAUAACAAAAUCCCUGUUCUGAAUUAACACUGAUCGCCAACACGGGGAUAAAGAACUUUGAUGUUUAAUCACCUAAAGGAAUGAGUUGGCUCCCAGUAGCACCUUUUAAAGUCAGCCCACUUUUUUAGGUGAGUAAACAUAGGUUCAGACAACCAAAUUCGGACACCUGUAUUUUGGAAAUAUUGGUCCUAAUAAUAACUUUUGUUUACAUUUAGUGUGAGUGUGUGUGAGUGAGUGUGUAUGCAUGUGUGUGCCAUCAGUCAUAUGUUGAAAGAGACAGAUAUAAUAUAAUCAUUUGAAAUAAAAUGGACUUUGCCAGUUGGCUUGCAUUCAUUGCACAGUACCUACAUCUCUUUCACAUAUUUCAUCCGGAGAACUGUUUCCUGUUUGUUUUCUAUAGUGAAGAGUGGGCUUACUGGCAGCUUUCUACUCCAUAAAACAAAACAAUGCAAUUUAAGCACGUAACCUCUCUUUCUGAAAUCCAAGUAGCCUGAAUUGGCCAAAAGUAUUUAUCAAUUGUUCCAAAUUCUGUUCAGUUUUCCCUUUCAGGAUUCCAUUCUUUUCAUGUUCGCCUUGCAAUGUAAUUGCCAGCUGAAAGCACACCAUUUGGGUUUGGUCUGUUUUAGCCAAGGUAACCACAACAACAGUAGGAAUUCUACUGGUAGUUAGAAUGGGCUCAUAUAACAUGACUGUCCUCCCUCAUAAAUGUCUCCAGACACUGCUUAUUGCCACAGUAUUUGCCAUUGUAAUGGCAGUGAGACCCCCAACAUGACUUUAAAUUAAGCCACAUAUGAUAUCCUAUCACAAAAUGGCAUUGAAAUUUCCAAACUACUGAAAUUAAUGGCUGUAAUAGACCAAUUAUAGUGUCAGUUGAUGCAGGAUGUUUCUAGUAAUUCACAUUUCUUUUAAAAAAUCAUUCACCUACAUAGGGGAGAAAAAAUAACUGAAGGACACAGAAUUUCAUAUUAUUGCAUCUCUGGGGUGCUAUUUCCUCCAAAAUAUUUGGAGGUUUUAUAUUAAUAGAGAAUAGACAUUUUCCCUAGGAACAUUCCCACCAUCUCUUGGAGCUUCCCCUAAAAUGUAGCAAUUCCAUAUAGACCGAAACAUGCCAGAAUCACAGUUCCAAGCAUAUUGAGCUUCGGUUUGUCCUAAUUUAUUACUGGCUUCCUUUCUCUUGAAUCAUUUUGUGCUUGCAGUGUUUCCCACUACUGAAAGUUAGAGAUUCUGCGUGUUUAAUUUGUUGACAGUGAAGAACUCUUAAUUAUUCUGAAGAUCACUUUUAACUCUGUCUCCCAACUACCUCUUUGAUGGAAAUGUUUCAAAGACUGAAGUGAUUAAAAGGUUCAAUUCAGGAUAGCUGAUAAUGUAAGCAGGCUCUUCAAGUUGCACCUCAGUUGUUCAAGUGACUCUUUUUAAAGUGGAUAUUAUAAUAUAGCAGCCUUCAGCAUCCUGAUGAUUUAAAUUUACAUAUGGAUGUAUGUUUCUCCUUUUCUCAAGGCUUACGAGUUUCCAUCAAAAACUAAAUUAUCAAGCUAUCUAGACAUCACUUUAUCGGGCUUAUAUAAAGUUCAGGAAAAAAAUAAUCAGCUAUUUCACGUUAUUGUCAAAUUUAUUAUUUGUUUACAACAGAAUAUUCAGGAAAGUAACAAUCAUUUUUAACCUGUUGCAGAAUGGUUACAUUGCAGAAUACCCUAGUAAUCCACAUGUUCAGUGCAAUAUAGGACUACUAUUUAGGAAGCUGAAUGGAUGACUGCUCUUUGGCAUCUAAUGCAUGCUGCAUUGUCUUCAGAAGCUUUCUAGUGCCAACCGUGGAAGAGAAACCACAAGUUAGCCUUCUCUUGGUAUGCUUUAGCACUAUAAUGCCAGUUCACUCAGACUGGAAAAUUCAGUGACUGGAAAAUUCUUAUCUCUAUUUUAUAAGCAAAUUUUAAGCUGCAUAAUAAGCUCUACCACCCCUGCAGACUCUAUACACACAUAUUUAUUCAUAGUAAAAGCCAUGCACAGGAAACCCAUGAAGGUGUUGAGCCUGGGUUGCUUCUCAUGAAUGGAAUACUGAAAGGUUCCAAAUUUCAUUCUUUCACCCUGUAUGUCUGAUUCCCAAGUUAGGAUCUAUUUCAAAGAAUGGAAACAAUUUUAGAGGUGUGCGCUCCCAAAUGCUUUGUUUGUUUUAUUGGAGUACCUAGUAGUAAAUGUCAGUAUUGUUAUUUUUCUAUGGAUAUCAUCUGGGCUGCUUAACAAACAAGAAUUUUCUGAAUGUGACCAGCCUCAAGUGCUAAGCUAGUGAAAGUUCAACCGAAUUAAAACAUCAGUAUCUGCAAGUCAAUGCCUGUUUAAAAUAUGCCAUUUACUAGAGACUAAAAGUACAAAACUUGAACCACAAGAAGAACAAACAUAAGUUUCUUUUGGUAGUAAAUAGGACAGUUUCAGUAUCAACUCUUAGCCCUGCCACCAGAUGUGGCUACUAAACAGGCUGUGGCCAUGCAUUUAAACAAAAUAUACUUAGUCAUUAGAUUUAGCCUACUAACUUGCUGGGAAGUAUGCUAGUUAUACCCUUAAAAGCUGGAGUUCUGUCUCAAAAACCAAGCACUUUAUGUCUAAAAGUUAGACACAUACUGUUAUCUUAAGUAAAAGUUAUGGAGGCUGCUAGUUGCUUAUAACUCCCUCGAAACCCAGAAAUUUAUGCUUAAGAUGCAAUACAAAUGCACUCUUCAUCUCAGUUAUUCGCAAGUUACUGCUAUUGAAUAAAGCAGUUGGAAUUUAUAUGAGGAAAGACAAAUGUUCCUACUAAUAUACGGCUCUCAGUAUCCGAGCAGGGAGGAAACUGAUCUGAUUAUUUAAAAAAAAAUCUUUGGAAUUUUAGCAUCUGAAAGUAGCUUAUGUAGUGUACUCAAACUGGAAAACCUGCAGGCUGGAGGCUGAAUUCCAGGUAUAUGAAGUAGAUAACUUUUAAUGUCUUUCUAAGCUCUAUUAUAUAAUCAGUUGAAGUUGCAUAGAAGACUUGCAAUUGUUAGUAGUGAACCCAAAACUGUUUUUAAGGUAGGAUAGGGCUCAACAUUGUCAGGGAAUCAGUAUUAAUUGACGACCUGAUGGUAUGUAUUGACAAAAAGUUGAAAACACAAUACAUUGCAAUAAAACAAUCUUAAAUAUUGCUGUCAUUGUCGUCGUCAUCUAGCUAGGUUCCAUGAAGGCAAUAGCAAAAUAAAGGUAAUUUAGUACAAUUUUUAUUGUUAAUUCCUGAGAUGAUUCAGUUCCAUAGGAGUCAUGUUAGUCCAGUUGUGGCUGAUUACGUAAAUGAGCAGGCUUCAGCCCCACAUCUCCCCCUCCACAACCUCGAGAUUCUGGGGUCCAUGGGUAUUAGAUUAACUCAAGAAAACUAUUAAUUGAAAUAGUUUGGGCUACCAUCGCUCACUCUUUUUGCUGGACAUAGGGCAUGGAUGGAAUCUUUCAAGCUUAUCAACAGAAAUCCGUAGCUCCAAAACACAGGGAUGUACUUUUGUGUCUCUAGCAUGACUUUUUUUAAAAAUAAAUAAUAAUAAUAAUGAAAAAAUGACAUGAUGUGAGAUACUGCUUUCAGUUUGGUUGUUCUUUUACUGAGCUUUUACACCAUCAUCACGAUCUGAAUAAUACAUUUUGAAAGUGUGUGUAUUCCCCUGUGCGCAUGGGAUAUGUGUGUGUAUGUGGUUGCUUAUCGGCCAUUAAGUGUCCAUGGAAUUAAGAAAAUGUGUUGAAGAUAUUUAAGUCAAAAAUAGAAGGUGGAAGAAAAAUCUAUAUAAAGCCUUGUCUGGGCCACUUAGAGAGACUUCUAUUUUUUUAACCCUUCUAUAAAUAUUUGAUGGCACUUGAAAUAUUCCUGCAAUAAAAUGUGAUUUGUGUAAAGACAAACAAGCAAACAAAAAAAGAUUUUGUAAUGUGAAACAAUGAAAGAAAGCAAUGUAAUUUUUCUAAAAAAGAAAAAGAAAAAACAAACGUACCAACUUUGUAUUAUUUUUGUCAAUGGGAUUUGUCUACUUGUCUUUGGAAAACUUUUUAUUUCAUUGAAUGUGCCAUAUAGAGUUGUGGGUUGUGGUGGUGAUGGUGUUAUGUUGAGGAUUUUGUUUUGUUUUUUUUAAAAAGUUUUAGAUGACAGGAAAGCUAUUUGUGUUACCGACAUUCCAUAAUGUGUGAGGACAUAGCAUAGUACUUUUUUUAAAAGACAAUUUAUUAGUAAGCUUCAGUCAUUGUUGCUUUUUUGCACACAUACUUCAUUCCUCUAUAGUGCAAUAUGUACAUAGAGCACUUGCGGGUUUUAACCUUGAUCCCUCAGGGAAAAAAAUGUGUAUUUGUUGUACAGGUUUCCUUUUCUUUCCUUUUUGCCUUCUUUUUUCUUUUGCUACGGAAUGUCGACUGAAUCACUUGUUGUCAAGGGGCAGCCAGAUAAUAAUCCUAACACCACUGCCAAAAAAACAUUGACCAUGUAAUCAUCCAUGCCCUGCCAUUCACAACACAUUUUUCUGACAGUUCUUUGUGCGAAUUGGGGAAGAAAAAAAAAAGGGUAUAUAAGCACCUUAUGAUUGACUUAACUGUGAAUGACAAUCCAUCUUGUGAUAAAUAAUAUAGACACCCUAUCAUUUAGAAGUUGGGGUCCAAAAGUCUGGAACUAAUGCGCUCAGGGAUCUUCUAAAACUCUUCAACAGGGUGGCCAGUACUUCUGGGAGAAAUUGCUUUUUAACAGUGUUGUACUAUCUAUCCCUCCAUUGCACAACUGAACUGGGCAGAGACAUUUCUCUCUAAAUUGAUUCUCAGUUGUCUGGGUUUCCAGAUCUUCUACUGCUCAACCCUGGUAAGGGCUGGCACAUAAUAACAACAGCAACAGCAGCAACAACAACACCUUUCUAAAGCCACUGAGUAUUUUAAUAUGUUAGAGAACUAUUAAUUUUGACCCAUAAAAUGAAUUGUUUUGAGUUUUUAAUAUAAGCCUAGUUUAUCAUGUUUUAAAUGCACUGCCCCUGUAUCCGUGGAGGUUACAUUCCUGAACUUACUAUGGCUAAUAACAAACCCUAUUGAAAUGAAUGACUUCCAAUGGAAGUUCUCACAGACUUGCCCUGAAGGACUUGGACAACUCCUAGACAGGUAAGCUCUCCAGGAAUUUGCUAUGUCCUCCAAGGCAACUCUACAGUAACUUCUAGUGAAAGCAUAAUAUAGAAUCACCUGAAGAUGUGGCAAAUUGAGAGAAUAUAUUUUUGUUGGAUGUAGGUAGGUGAAACUGGGGGUGUCAAUCCCACAGGUUUGGGGGUUGUGCUAUAUAUCAUCUUGAUUUUGUCUAAGAAGCUUCUGAGGCAGAACUUUAGGCGGUUUUCAGGAGAUUGCAAUUAUACUACCAGAGUUUCCAGAGUGUUCUAUAUUUUCUAAAAAAUCUAUAAUUCAUAUAGAAAAACAGUUCUGGAAGUCUUCAUUGGGUGGCAAUGUAAAUUUAGUUUACGUAUUUAUUUUUGUAUGAAAUUUAGUGCUGGCACUUGGCAGCACAAUGAAUGAGCAUUUAAUAUUUGUUGCCACAAACCUUUAUAACAUGUUAAAUAUAACCUCACAUUACAGUGAGAGCCAGAUAAUUUAGAAUGCAAUUAGAGAAACAUGUUUCCCAGGAAAGAUUAUAACAUUUUCACUAUUUGGGCAUAUGCUUCACUUUAAUAACUUCAAACCAAAAAUUGUUUUUAAAGCAACGCAGUAAUAAUCCCUGGUGCAAUUGCUAAAUUAAUAGAAAUAUAUUGCAACUAUCAAUGUGCCAAUCUGUGCCAAAAUAUAAAGGAGGGAUGGGGAGGGGGGAGAUAAGAAAUUUUUAAAAGCUCAACAAGAAGGGUAAAAGUAGAGCUGUCUUAGAUAUGUGGUUUUUGUGCCCUAUUCCAAAUUCGUAAAAACAGGAAGUGUGAUAAAAGUAAUAAAAAUGAGCAAAGGAUUUAAGAUUUACUCUGUUUAAUUGUUAGGCCAAAGAAAAAGUAUUUACCCGUUCAGCUAUACAGCUGAAUCCUCCUUUACACACACUUUAUUUAAAUUAUAUACCAUGUCUAUUACUUUUGUUUUUCCCUCCCAAUUGUAAAGCAAUAUUUUUUAUUUAUAAUUGCCAAAACAUGCAUAAAGCAUGUAUUGCGUGUUGUGAUUUAAUUGCAUAAUGGUUCUCUUUUUAAAUCAAAUAUAGUGAAAAGAGUUGUUUAUUGGAAGGAAGAACUACCCCUUUCUCCCCUAUUAUAUUUCUCUACUAGCAACUUUAGCCUGCAGUAAGAGACUACAGUGUGAAGCACGCUCCAGUGUGCCUGCUUGCAGUCAAAAGAUAUUUAAAAACUGUACAUCUAAUUCUAUAUAGUGAUUCAAGAAAGCAUAGCUAAUAUACGUUCAUACAUUUCUGUUCUGUAUGCCAACGUGAAGGCGUGUGAAUUAUUUAUUGGCCAGUUCCUAUGUAGAACUGUAGACUGUUUUCCAGUCAUUUGAUUAUUCAUUUAUAUGAAGAGAUCUUGUGAGUGCCAGUCAUGCAGCUCAGAUACCCCAGUGGCUUAGGGACACAUCUUCAUGAUCUCCAUAUGAACACUGCAGUGAGUCUCUUGAACUCUGACAGAUGACAUCCAUCUGUAUAUAAAGACGAGAAAGUGCUGAUGGCAUAAUUGGUCCCUGCCACUGCUUUUUUGUGGAGAUAAAACUGCAGAGCUAUGCCAAACCUGGUCCUUUGUAAGCGAGACAGGUGUCCAAGGCAUUGCUCCAAUUCCCAGAGCAUCGCCUUGCACCAACCUAUAAACUGUAAGAGUUGAUAUAAAAUAUUUAGUUGAAUUGUUUAUGUGUGUGACACUUUAUUCUGAAAAUAUUAACCACUUUGAGUUGUCUAUGGGGGAAAAGGUUGUUGCAAACCAAAAAUAAUCAUAGUCUCUACCUGUGUAUUAUUAAAGCAGCCAGGCUAUUCUGAAGUUAAAUGUCUAGCUGCUAUGGAAAGCAUAAGGUGGAGCGUAAGGCAAUAUUUAUCCCAAGUUCGUUAGGAGUACUGUUGGAUUUAAAUUAUUUUCAUACAAUUCUUACAUACAACUAACCACAUGAACACAUUUUAAAUGUGUACCUUUUAUGUUGCUUCAGUGGAAUAUUUCUGGUAGAGCGGUGCUAGGGAAACCACCAAAGCCCUGCGUAAUCAACCAAUUACUUACCAGUUGAUUAAAUGACGCCACAAAUAAAUUUUUGGGAACAUUCUCCCAACUUAUCUUAUUCUGGUUAAUUGUAUUACAAUAUUUCACUAUUCCACAAUGCAGUCUCUGAGAGAAAUGUGGGGAUAUCAUGUUUAAUUCUUACUAAAUGGAAAUUAGUUUGCUCUUUUCUUUCUUUUUGUGUGUUUUGUUAAAAGCUUCAGAGAGCUCUAGGAAUCAAGAAACAUGUAAUUUACCAUUAUUUUAUGUAUAUAAACACAUGGAUCCAGUUUCCACAUUUUUGGUAGCAGGGCAUAAUAUCUUCAGAGCAAUAAAUCAACCUAAUCCAAAUAUGAAUGCUUAGCUCCUGUGCAUUAAGGCAUUUUGAAUCUUCACACCAACCAUUGUCAGUUGCCAUGCAAAUGUCAGAUUUUUCUGCUGUGAUACUCGUUUCGGUAUCAUCGCUCAUCCCAUCAGCUGUUAGGAAUAUGCAACACUCCCCUUCCCGAAAAACCCACGGCAUGCUUUGUGCUACAUCCUUGCAAUAUUGUGUGCGGAUUUACUUUGCAAUGCAUACUUGAGUCUUUCUCAUAUUCCUCAAGGCGUUUGUCUAAAGAUGCAUAAAUGUACAGGACCCUGCAAGUUGUUUGUUAUCCUCGUAUCUAAAUGCAGAAAAUUCAUAAGCAAUACAGUGAAUUUUAUUUCACAAACCACAGAGGUACUGUAUAUAUAUUUUCCUAACUCCAAAAUUUUCUAUUUUGACUCAAAGAAAAUUUGUAAGCAAAUACACACCACAGUGGUAACUCUUUUGACUAUUAGGACAUUAACUGGCUGCUUCUUUCUAUGUAAUUGUAUUGUCCACCUGCUCCUUUUUUCGGAGAUGUGUUUUUGUAUGGAUGUUUGAGCCAAUGGGAGGCUUCAAGUUACAAUGUAUUUUCCCACUUUAAAUAUAUUUAACAUGUGACAAACCCCAGACAAGGCUUUUAAAAAUGUAAGAAGAACUGCAGUGUUAGGUGGUUUAUUUGCAAAAUGUUUUCAGUGCUGUCCAUUUAUGGCACUUUUAACAAUAUUCUUGUUUCCAAAGUACAAAAUAAAGGUUAAAAAUAUUCUAGCCAUAACUGAAUGUCAAGCAAUAAAAGCAACGACUUUUUGUGCAUAGAUUUAAAAGAAAUACAAAUUUUAGACAUCUGCAUGUAAAUGCAAAUCUUUUGUUUACUGCUUUCUUAAACUUGAUCAACCAACUCCUUAUUUUAUUACUAAUUUAAGGACUUGUAAUGGCCUGUACACAUUUUCUCUUGCUCUAAUUCUUAUGUCAUUAUCUUUGUCUCAGCUUCUGAGUCAUACUCUUCAGUGUUGUUCUGCUCAACUUCUGUAUGGUUAUAACUAUUUUGCUUUCAUUCUCUAUAGAUAAAAAUAUACUAUUUAAAAAGCCUAUGCGGUGCAAAUAUUUAUCUGUUUAUCAAAUACCACAUUAUGCUGUAUAAUAUCUGUUUUACUAUAUACUCUAUUUUAGAAAUAGCUGUUUAGAACUAGAGUGUGCUAUUUUUGUGUUUUUCUGAUGUGUGGUGCUAGAUAAGUUAAUUUUAUGAGAAAGAAAAUCUCCCUUUCCCAUUUUACUCCUAGACAAUACCACGUUUGGGUCUUGUACGAUUUCACUGAAUAUUUAUGUGUGCAUGUGUAUAGGCAUUAUACACAUUUACACAGACGCCCAAGCCAAGUACCUGUAUCAGAGUACUAGAUUGGGGUACGGUUUCUCUUUGAAUAUAUAGUAUAAUUUGAUAAAGGUGUCUCUGGCAUAUUUAAUCUGGAGAAAGUUUAACUCCUCAGUGCCGAUAUUUGAUAUCCAACCUUGUUGCUUUGCUCUCUCUCUCUCAUCUCGCCCAACCCUCCAUCCACAUUCCUUGCGCUGAAAGAUUUGCAACACUCCUUUGGCUAUCCUUGGUGCUGCGUUUUUGAAACCAAGUAACCCAGAAGAAAAAGCACUCAAUUUUCUGUGCCAAAUUACCCUUCUCUGUCAUGUGUAAGGUAUUAAAGUGUGUAUGUUGCUUCAAUGGCAUGCCAACGGUUUGGUUUCCAAUCUGGGAUCCAUGGAAUAUUGGACCAUAUUGAGGGAUCCGUUAUAUUUCCUUGGGGUAAGGAGAAGAGUAGCACACCACAUGCAUAAAAAGCAACCCCGCACAACUAUGAUUCAAUUAGAAAUUAAAUUUGCACUAGUAGUACAAAACACUUGACAUCACAUUUAACACAUAAAGCAUACAACCCGCAGUACAACAAAAGUAAAAAUAAAUGAGCUGUUUGCAAGGGAUCAAGAUCCCGAUCCAGAUCAAAUAUCUGCAUCGCCCCUACAGUUUACCCCAAAUCGACUCCAAAUAUGCAGUUCUCAGCUGAGUUCCUUUAUAUAAAAAAAGGGACGCAACAUGUCACUUCUCUUGAAUUGCUGAGCUUAGCAAUGUCACUCCAAGAAAGAGCUGUAUGGAAUCACCACCUAUCUGAUAUAUUCACAGGGCUUAUGUACACUGCCACCGCCACAUACCUACACGUUCCUCACAUGGAGGAGCAGGUUUCUGAAGCCAUUGUCUCCAUGUGAGCCCACGUGAGGUUUCAGACAUUCCAACAAACGAUUAUGUGAGAGCUGAUCACUGCCUGAACGAAAUCCAUGGCUCAAUCCCUGCCACUGCCACCAUCAUCAGAAAUCCCAAGGGGUUAAGAAUUAUGUCACCAGUAGUGAUUUUCAAAGAAGGUUCAGAAUAAAACUCUUCCAAUGUCUUUCAUACCAACAUUUGUGGCCCACUUCAUUAGAUUGUGCCAGUAGAGCAGUUAGUGUGCGCGUAGUGUCUCAAGUUGUUUUAAUGAGAGCGAAACUCCAACAGUGAUGAUAGGGAGUGGAAUAGACGGUGUAAACAUGUGCUAUGCCACCACAGACUACUACCGAAGCCCUUUCCUACAUGCAAUUGACUGUAUUACACUUAAGCAUUUCACUAAAUAGGUCCAUUCUAGGCAUACACAAGUAAUUAAAAAAAAGGAACCUUCCAUUUCUCCUUUGGCAUGUAUAGGUCUAUAUAGCACUACAGGGCACAAUCCCAUAUAUGCUAAGGAAUAAGUUCAAUUAAUCUGAAAAGUCUUGGUACCAGAAAAAUGGGUGCUGAAUGUCAACCUAAAACGAUAACCCAAUGGACUCCAAUGAACUGAGUGGGGAUCAGUUCAAUAACAAUAUGGUAUGUUUAGUUUCUGAAUGGACCGUUGGCCGUGCUAUUGCAUACAGAGAACACUGAACAAGUAUUAUAAAGGUGCUGAUAAAUUCUAUUUCUGUCCCUCGGCUCCAUCAACCUGCUCCUCUUAUACUCAAUGUGUAGGGUACUUCUGUUUUUUCACUGUGAGUUUGCUAUACAUUCAGAAAAAUAUAGUCAAGCGUGAACUGGAAAAGGUACAUGUAAUUCUUGGUGGUACCACAAAUUGCACAGCCUAAUUCUGAAUAGAAUGUGGCAUCUAAAAUACCACAACAGUAUAAUUUUUAAAAAUGAGUAGUAUUAAGAUAUUACUUCAUACCAUUCAUCACCAGCAUCAUCUCUGGCAAUGACCCAAUGGAUAUCAAAUAUCUAAAACGAGGAAAUAAAUGAACUUUAAAAUAUUUAUUACAACUCUUUUCUGUACUGUUACUGAAGUUGUAUGAUCUUUAGCAAAGAUUUUUGAGGAAUUUAAGAAGCUGUUUGUUUACCGCACUUUUUGAUAAUAGAGGAUAGUAAAUAUUAAAGCCACAAGUCCUGGCCCCAUGCACUGGUUCUGUCUUUUGAUUUAACAAAUGAACCGUUAUUCUGGAAAUACAAAUUGUAUCUGCACCCUGGCUUCAUCUAAUGAGUAGAAAAUUUAAGUACAAUCACUUUCAGGAUGAUUAGUUUAAACAAGUUAUUUAAAGGUGACAACCAUCUUUACAAAUGCAAGUCCAUGAAUAUUUUUCUUUCCCUUAAGGAUUCAAAUCACUCUUAAAACAGAGAAUUUAUUUCCUUUUUUGUCUAAUAUGUGUGUUGCAUAUUUUAAACUAGUGACGUUUUCCUAAUUGUUUGGGCUUUAUUGUUUUAUAAAUUAUGCAAGUUUGUGUGAGUAAUGUUUCUCAUGUAAUUAAAUGUCUGAAGAAAAAGAAUAAAUGCUGAUUAUAAAUAUUAUUGGUUUGAGGAUUAAGCACAUAAACAUCACCAACCUCACUGAGUGACACACUCAGUCUUAUGUAAAUAACUACAAAUUGACAUGAAUCUUUACUGUACAUGCAAAAAUGUGUUGUCUUAUGUGUACAGUAUGUACAAAUUCAUUUUCUAGUUAUGAUGAAAGCAUAAGCCAUUGAGAGAAAUAUUAAAAGUAAUAUUGUAAUAAAACUUCGCCAAUGAUCUUUGCCCCGUUAUCACCUUUUUCACGUCUAUCAGAUCUUUUAGAACUCACUUUCACUCGUCAGCUGAGACUCAACCGUUUGUUAUUUUACCCCGAUCCAGAAUAAAGUAUUUUGACUCAUUUUGUAAAUACAACUGUAAAAAUAAGAGAUUUAAUGUUGUCUUUUAAAUACUCCGAUUUUCAUUCUAAUAUGAAUGUUGUUAUAUUCUACUUAGAACCUGUACCUUUAAUAUUACAUUACCUUUAUUAAGUGCAUUGAACACAUCAAUUUUAGAUGUGCUUUAUGUACUGUUCUCCUGUAAUAAAACUUCAGCUUCUAAUGGAAA